UGACAAGGCGAAAACAAUGAAGAUUGUACAAGUUGCUGUUUUGAUGAUUGUCAUUUUGGGAGUAAGGGCGACCCCCACCAGCCGUCUUUCCUGUUACAAGAAGGUUCUAAGGGAUCGAAAUUGUCAUAAUAUACCAGAGGGAGUCGAUAGUCUUAGACCCCUGGAUGGAAAGCUUCAGGACCACUUUUGGGAUGGCAACAGAUGCGAGAUGGUGUGUUACUGCAAUUUCAAUGAAUUGCUCUGCUGUCCAAAAGACAUUUUCUUUGGACCAAAGAUAUCUUUUGUGAUUCCAUGUAACACCCCUUGAUAAUUGAAUCUUCAGAUUAAACACAAGAUGAAGAAACGGCUGACAAAAGAAAAUGUGAUAUCAUUGAUAAUCAAUACCUCUGCCUUCCUUUUUACAAUUGUUUUCCUUUAAACAGUAAAAUGAUUUAGUAUGUAGUAUUAAGAACAUAUUGUAGUCCACUUCAAGUUUUCUGUAUCUCGAGAGCCUCAAUGCAUGCUAUUGUCCAGGAUUUAUUAUAUUUUAUAUUGUGCACCUUUAUGAUUUUGAUUUACAGCUGCUAUAAUGAAUUUGAACUGCAUCUCACACUAGCACAAUCUUUUUUUACUUUGAUGUCCAUUAUUGUUGAAGCUGCAGAAUGUGACCACGACAGAGAUGCAAGUUCACUAUGUUUUCUUAUUAUAUCAUUAUGACAAGACCACAUUGUGCCCCCCCCCUUUAUAAAACAUGGCAGGAUGCUUUGAACUGUGUUAUUAAAUACAUUUCACUUUA
Messenger RNA from Spea bombifrons (plains spadefoot toad), 775 nucleotides. RefSeq names its product stimulator of chondrogenesis 1 (gene SCRG1). The record is from RefSeq and is a predicted model, not a curated record. The transcript is spliced from 2 exons. Lineage: Eukaryota; Metazoa; Chordata; Amphibia; Anura; Pelobatidae. Bases 17 to 307 code for a protein of 96 amino acids.